Molecule: messenger RNA, 1098 nt
Organism: Cantharellus anzutake
Lineage: Eukaryota; Fungi; Basidiomycota; Agaricomycetes; Cantharellales; Hydnaceae
Product: serine hydrolase-domain-containing protein
Exons: 9
Coding region: 1-897 (298 amino acids)
Cellular component (GO): nucleus; cytoplasm
Source: RefSeq, a predicted model, not a curated record
AUGCUGCCAAGCACUCAUCGUCAGGAAGCUCAUCAUCGCCACCGCGCCUUGGCUGUGUUUGCUUUGAUGGUCGUUCGCGUCCUUUGUCUCCCGGGUUACUCCCAGAACAAGAAUGUGUUUCACAAGAAGUUCGCUGCCAUAGAGAAGUACUGCGGAAAAUCUGUAGAAUUUGUUAUCAUCGACCCUCCCAUCGAACUCAAACCAAGCGAUGUAGCAGGGGCAGCGCCUGCUUUCGACUCAAUAGCGAAUUUUGAUGAACCGGAACUCACCCCUAGAGCAUGGUGGCUCAGUAACGAGACGCGGACAGUUUAUUUUCGGGCGGAGGAGUCCAUAAAGUACAUUUGGGACAUCCUGGCCGCUCAAUCCGUUCCUUUUGAUGGGGUUUUGGGGUUCAGCCAAGGCGCUGCUAUGGCAGCAAUGACUGUGGCUCUCCUUGAACGACCGCACCACUUCGAUUACCUCUCGACCGACGGUAAACCACCUCACCCGCCUUUGCGAUUCGGAAUCUACGUUUCCGGAUUCAAACCCAUAGAUUCCAAAGUCACUUCUAUAUUCAAUGACGACAAGCUGAAAACGCCCAGCGUCCAAAUUCUCGGACGUAACGACGUGAUUGUUGGCAUAAAGAGGUCCCAGACACUCAUUGAUGCGUGUGAACAUCCACGAGUAAUGUGGCAUGAUGGAGGUCAUUUCAUCCCCGCCAAGCUAAGCUGGAGGCAAUUUUUCAAGAAUUAUUUCUUGAGUUGGGAUCCAUCAAGCAAAGUUCUCCCAGAGGACGUCCCUAGCCCAGUCGUGUCCGCCACCGACACGCUCUCUCAGCUGGGAACGCCGACAGCAACCAGGCCAAACACACCACCACCACAAGCCUCGAGUGGCCUCUUGGAUUCCAGGCCAGACUAGCACAAUGGGAAGCAAUAGACACGGAUUAAGCAUUGUUUCUGUACAUGAUGUGCCAAGUGAAAGUGAAGGACAAAGUGUUCCCUGUAUUAUUAUGUCGCCCAAAAUGUAGGGGAAGAUAGAAUUGGAUGGGAUGGUUCUGGCACAUUGUAGCAAGGGUGCUAGCCCUGAAUGAUAGCAAAUCACAAACUAUGAAAUGCCAUG